UUCUCAUCGUGUGAUUCUAGCGGGCUGCAAAGUUGGGGAGAACAAAAUCUCCGCGGGUGACAGUUUCAGCGUGAAGACACCGAAGAAAGAGGCUGACAUUGUUUUCGUGGUGGAACAAGAUACUAUGAACGAGAAGGUCUUCAAGGACUUGAUAACACCCAUGAUGUCCGAGCUCAGGGGUGAACUGGAACAACGUGGAAUUACGGACGUGCACAUAGGUUUGAUCGGAUACAGCGAGCAGAUGAAGUGGCCGCAGCACUACACUGUGAACGGCGACACCAACAUCAACGGCGAGGUGAAGAACAUGAAGUUCUUCGAGAGCAAACCUAAACUCACCAUAGAUGAAGCGAAGGAAGGCAACUUGACGGAUCGACUGACCUAUCUGGGCCAAAGAUUGCAGGUCGAAAUGGGCAACACCAAACUCAACGACGCGUACUUGGAGGCCGUUGGGUACUCCUACAGACCUAGCGCGGCGACGGCGGUGGUCAGCGUUCUCGCGACACCCUGCGAGAAGUCAGCUUUCCCAGUUUCUGUAAGCAGAAUUUUUCAUCUAUUAGACUAAAGUUGAGAAGUCUCA
This is a messenger RNA of Hylaeus volcanicus, 577 nucleotides long. Its product is annotated as apolipophorins-like. The transcript is spliced from 3 exons. Lineage: Eukaryota; Metazoa; Arthropoda; Insecta; Hymenoptera; Colletidae. Bases 125 to 562 code for a protein of 145 amino acids. The record is from RefSeq and is a predicted model, not a curated record.